This is a messenger RNA of Periophthalmus magnuspinnatus, 1779 nucleotides long. It is a transcript of the gene espnlb, whose product is annotated as espin like b. Gene Ontology annotation, biological process: actin filament bundle assembly. Bases 1 to 1779 code for a protein of 592 amino acids. Gene Ontology annotation, molecular function: actin filament binding. The record is from RefSeq and is a predicted model, not a curated record. Gene Ontology annotation, cellular component: cytoplasm. The transcript has 6 exons. NCBI's taxonomy places the organism in Eukaryota, Metazoa, Chordata, Actinopteri, Gobiiformes, Gobiidae.
AUGGAGAACAUCAAGCAGCCGGUGAAGGAGGUGCCCCCCCUGCCUCGGCUUCCUGUGACUUCAUCCUACGGGAAUCCUGCUGCCGGCUCCAAAAAACACCCAGGAUCCCUUCAGCAUGUGCAGGUGGCCUCAUCAGUGGUAUCAUCGUUCAACUAUUUGAGACCUCCGGAGAGAGAUCUUACGCCAACAUCCCACAUGAAAGCUGUUAAGUCCAUGAGACAGGCAGGACUAACAGCAGUUUUUACCGGACAAAAUGAGGCAGUGGAGAAGACGCCCGUCCCUGAUGUGAUCCUCGGGGACAUCGAUGCCUUGGUGCCGACUCACGAUGAGGCUGGACUUCCCAUCGUGGAGUGGAAGAGACAGGUGAUGGUGCGACAGCUACAGGUCAGGCUGAUGGACCAAGAGGAAGACAUUAAACAGAGCACGACAUCUACCCAACCUACAUUUGAUGACUAUAAAUACUCUGAAGCCCACAAUGCCGUCCUGGGUCCUUUUGGCGAGCUGCUAAGUGAAGAUGACAUCGUCUAUCUCGAAAAACAGAUUGAAAACGUCUCCUUCCAGAAGAGCUGUCAGGUCUAUGAGCUGGAGCUGACCCGGCUAACCAAAGAGCUAAAGGCCAUUUUCCCCGACCCUAUCGUCAACAUUUCCCUCAACACAGAAGCCCUCCAGCAAAUGGACGCCGAGGGACGCCGCACUCUGCAAAGUUGGUGCAGCCGCGUCUCUGAAAUGGUCAAGAACAUUUCGCUGCUUCUCGCUCAUUUGAGUCAAAAAACAGGUCAAAGUGGUUGUAGGAUACCCCACAUCGGCAUGGUGACAGCGUUCAGUCAUCGUUUAGAGGCUAAAGCCCAGAGGGAGAAGGUGCAAGAAGAAAUCCAGCAGUCUGGCGUGUCAGUGAGCAGUCUCCGGACCAACUUUGAAGGUCAGAUCGGAGGUUUGUAUCCCUUCGCAGGCGUUCUGAAAGAAGAUACGGGAAAGAGUUAUUCACCUGACAUGAAAAACAUACCAGUGAUGGAGAGCAGCAGUUUGAGGAAAGAGCGAAUUGUCGUGUUGUUUCUGAGUCACUGGAAGAAGUCGGCUUAUGCCAUAUCAAAGAGAUCGGCCAAGACAAAACAGAGUAAACAUCAAGGAACCACACAGCAAAAAGGGAGCUCCAUGCUGCACUUCUGUCAGCAAAAAUGCGCCGUUGACAAGAUGCUGAACUCGUGGAAGACUAGGCUAGACAUCAACGCUACCCACAGGACACAUAACAACAAACUCCCAUCUGUAACUUACUCUCCUGAGCAGUUCGUACCGGAUGCGAACGGCGAUGUGGUGACCUACGACAGCUUAACCCUCGAUCUGUUCAUGCUGGGGUACUUCCACAUCCUCGAGCAGCCGCUGUCAGCAGAGGAGAGGAAAAUGAGGCAUCUUCUGUGCUUUGAGGUGUUCGAUCACGUUGGAGCGUUCCCCUGGGAGACGGUGAGAGACUUCCACAAAGCCGUUCUUCACGAGAUUCAGACCGGAAGGCGACAAUGGUGCGAUGGGUUCGACGAUAUUAAAGCUCACUUCUUCGGGGACUCCAAAGCGUACUGCUACCCUGACAUCUCGGUGUUGCAGGAGUCCAGGCUGGUGCCCAGUGUGAGAGUCCACUCCUCUGGUCCCGAUGAGCGCGUGGGCGGCGCAGACGUGUCCUAUUACAACAAUGAAGAAGACAUUUGUAAAUAUAUUGAUCGGAGCUUCGCCUUCUGGAAAGAGAAGGAGGCAGAGCUGUUUGACUUUGAGCAUACGACCAAAGGGUAA